UUUUUGCUUUUGCUGGCAGCGGUUUCUGUUUCGGUUUCAGUUUCGAUUUUUAGACAAGAGUUAGAUCCGUGUAUUCAUUGACAAUGUUGCGAUUGGCCAGUUCCACAUAUAGUUCCAUAUGUUGUAUUGUCUUUUUGAAUUUUUUGUGGCUGCUGCUGCUGACGACGACAUCCGCCAAGCCAACCAACUCCAGUGAUUCCUAUCCCAAAAACGAAAUGCAACAUGUGACCAGCUUUGUGAACCAGAAACCGAAGUCUGGAGUCCGUUCGGAGUUCGAUUUUGAACAGAAUGAGGCAGAGGCGACUAACUCGGCGCAUUUGCAGCAGCUUUUCAGCAGUUUGUUGCAGUUGCCGGGUAAUGUUAGUCUGCAGCUAUCUGUGGAGACGGACGAUGAGCCAGUCAGUGAACGCAACAUGCUGGAUGAUAUGGAGAUCGCUGGGGAGCAACACGAGGGCUUCACCGAAUCAUCGGACGAAUGGCAUCGCAUUAAACUGGCUAUUCCGGUCCUGGAGCCGGUAAAGCACCUAAUCAAUGCGGUAGGAGGCGGCGGUGUAAACGAUUCCCACGUCAAGAGCAAUACCCAUCGCCUGAUUGGACACCAUGGCGUCCACGAAACGCAUCAUCCUGGCGGUAACAUCAGCUCUCCGGCCAUCGAAACGGAGGAGGAUCGAGAGACGGCCAUCGACAGCACCAGCUUUGAUCUCCUGGAGACGUUGGGCACCGCCGGCACAGUGCUCAUUGGAAUCCUGCAGAAUCUGCGGAAGCUCUUUGCCGCUAGUGCUGGGAAUGCAAGUUCAGCUUCCUCUGGCGGCGGCGGGGGAGGAAAGUAGUUGGCUUCUUUCCGGACUCUGUGUUCUGUGAUUAAUAUUAACUUUUCGUAAAUUGAAUAUUAAUCACUAUUGAUCCAUACUAAUUAAAUACAAUUAAUAAACGAAAUAUGAUAAAAACGUCGAAA
Molecule: messenger RNA, 955 nt
Organism: Drosophila subpulchrella
Lineage: Eukaryota; Metazoa; Arthropoda; Insecta; Diptera; Drosophilidae
Exons: 2
Coding region: 84-830 (248 amino acids)
Source: RefSeq, a predicted model, not a curated record